Messenger RNA from Nipponia nippon (crested ibis), 807 nucleotides. Lineage: Eukaryota; Metazoa; Chordata; Aves; Pelecaniformes; Threskiornithidae. The record is from RefSeq and is a predicted model, not a curated record.
AUGGCACACAAGGCUGCCCUACGACGCACAGAUGUCAUUCUGGAAGUGGGCCCGGGAACAAAUGGAGGAGUUGUAUAAAGUUGCAAAUAUAUACUCUGUUUUCAGGUUAUUGCUUGUGAAAUUGACCCUAGACUUGUUGGUGAACUUCAGAAGAGAGUCCAGGGCACGUGUCUGGCAAACAAACUUGAAAUCAAGGUUGGAGAUAUCUUGAAAACAGAUUUACCAUUCUUUGAUGCAUGUGUGGCUAACUUGCCGUACCAGAUUUCUUCACCUUUCGUUUUCAAGUUGUUGCUUCAUAGACCUUUUUUCAGGUGCGCAAUACUUAUGUUUCAAAGGGAAUUUGCACUUCGUUUGGUUGCAAAACCAGGAACUAAACUAUACUGCAGACUCUCUAUUAAUACUCAGUUAUUAGCUCGAGUGGACCAUCUGAUGAAGGUUGGAAAGAACAACUUCAGGCCGCCUCCCAAAGUUGAAUCCAGUGUUGUCAGAAUAGAGCCAAAAAACCCGCCACCGCCUAUCAACUUCCGGGAGUGGGAUGGUCUGGUAAGGAUAGCCUUUGUUAGGAAAAACAAGACACUCUCUGCAGCAUUUAAGUCAAGUGCUGUAGAGCAGUUGCUGGAUCACAAUUACCGAAUUCAUUGUUCCUUACAUAAUACAGAAAUACCCGAAAACUUCAAAAUUGCAGAGAAAAUACAGACAGUCCUAAAAAAUACAGGUUACUCUGAAAAACGAGCCCGUUCAAUGGAUAUAGAUGAUUUCAUUAGACUGCUGCACGGCUUCAAUUCAGAAGGCAUCCAUUUCUCAUAG